AUGCGCGUUCAUCCAGAGCUCAUCCGUAGCUCGAGCACAGCUAACACCUCCAGCCACCGCCGCCCCCUCCAAACAAUGGCAUCACGAACCGUCAUCCCGAUCGACAAGAACUGGCAGUUCAAGCAGGCCGACAAAGAGGACAGCGAGCUCCUUGACGUCAGUCAGUUCCCAACAAACGUCCACCUCGACCUCAUUCACCACAACGUCAUCCCCGACCCCUUCAUUGGCAAAAACGAGCUUGAUGUCCAGUGGAUUGGCGAGGUGCAAUGGCUGUACAAGACCACGUUCGCCUCUGAGGCCAUCCCCGAAGGCGCCAAGGCAAUCUUGGCCUUUGACGGUCUCGACACCUUUGCUACCGUUGUGCUCAAUGGCAAGACAAUCCUAGAAACGGAUAACAUGUUUACACCAGAGCGUGUUGAUGUCACAUCCGUCCUGAAAAAGGAUGGGGAGAACGAGCUUGAGAUCACCUUUGACAGCGCAUACCUACGGGGCUGGAAGCUGGUCGAGAAGUAUCCUGAUCACAAGUGGGGAUGCUGGAACGGUGACAACUCCAGACUUGCAGUCCGGAAAGCUCAAUACCACUGGGGCUGGGAUUGGGGCCCGACUCUUCUGACAUGCGGUCCUUGGAGGCCAAUUAACCUCGAGGUUUACGAGUCACGCCUAUCCGAUCUUUACUUCGAGACCUCUGUGGACGACUCCCUCAAGAGCGCCAAAGUCGUCGCUCACGCCACGACAGAAGGAAAGGCCUCAAAGGUCCGCUUCGAUGUGUCACUCGAUGGCAAGUCGCUGGCCUCUGAGACGAUCGAUGCCAAAGCCGAUGCGGAUAUCGCAGCAACCUUUCAGAUACAAGACCCUGCGCUGUGGUUCCCAAUUCGCUACGGCAAGCAGCCCUUGUACACCGUGACAGCCACCCUCCUUAGCGGCAGCGACGAGGUCGACACUCUGUCCAAGAAGAUUGGUAUUCGCAAAGUCGAGCUGGUGCAGAGACCCGUCAAGGAGCAACCGGGAACAUCAUUCUUCUUCCAAGUCAACAACGUCCCCAUCUUCUGCGGUGGGAGCGACUGGAUUCCUGCGGACAACUUUAUCCCUCGCAUCAGCAAGGAGAGGUACUACGACUGGAUCCGCCUGCUGGCAGACGGCAACCAGUUCAUGGUUCGUGUCUGGGGUGGUGGUAUCUACGAGGAGCAGGAGUUCUAUGAUGCCUGCGACGAGUACGGCAUCCUCGUGUGGCAAGACUUCAUGUUCGGAUGCGGUAACUACCCUACCUGGCCGGAUCUUUUGAAGUCCAUCGACAGAGAGGCGAGAGAAAACGUCAAGAUGCUGCGUCACCACCCCUCUAUCGUCAUUUGGGCAGGCAACAACGAAGACUAUCAGUACGCAGAAAGCGAAAAUCUGACGUACGAUUUCGCAAACAAGGACGCAGAGAGCUGGCUCAAGACUGACUUCCCUGCGCGAUACAUCUACGAAAAGAUACUCGUUGAUACGUGCAAAGACCUCAUCCCCGACACCUACUACCAUUUUGGCAGCCCUUGGAGUGGGGAGGACACCAGAGACCCCACGGUCGGCGAUCUUCACCAGUGGAACGUCUGGCACGGUACACAAGAAAAGUACCAAAACUUCGACAAGCUCGUCGGCCGCUUCGUGUCAGAAUUCGGCAUGGAGGCAUUCCCCUCGGUCAAGACCAUUGAUGCAUACCUGCCCAAAGGCAAAGACGACCCGGAUCGCUACCCUCAAUCCUCGACUGUUGACUUCCACAACAAGGCCGACGGCCACGAGCGUCGCAUUGCCUUGUACCUAGUCGAGAACUUCCGCUACGCGCCCGAUCCUUUGGAGCACUUUGUCUACUGUACGCAGCUUAUGCAGGCCGAAUGUCUGGCCUCAGCCUACAGACUGUGGAAGAGGCAGUGGAAGGGUCCUGGCAGGGAAUACUGUGGCGGAGCAUUGGUGUGGCAGAUCAAUGAUUGCUGGCCCGUGACUUCAUGGGCCAUCUGCGAUUAUUACCUCCGCCCGAAGCACGCUUACUUCACCGUAAAGCGCGAGAUGGCGCCAAUUUCCAUUGGCAUCACCCGCACGGAGCACAAGCACCCCAAGGACAAGUACACGCGCGUUGAUAUCGAAACCAAGACGCAGAUUGAGAUUUGGGGCUCGAACCUGCAACUGGAAGACCUGACCGUUGACUUGCUGGUCAAGGCGUGGGACAUUGAGACCGGCGAGGAAACGUACUCUGAGACUGUUGACAAGGCCUUUGUCCUACCUGAGAACAGGUCAACGGAGAUGGCCGCCUUUGAGGUCCCCGUGAGGCAAAAGGGCGACGAGGCCAAGACCGUCGUCGCAGCGUACCUGAUUCAGAACGGCAAGCAGAUUGCGCGGUACGUCAACUGGCCUGAGCCGCUCAAGUAUCUGCACUUGCAGAAGCCCAAGAGCUUGAAGGCGACGCUUGCAGAGGGCGGUGAUGUGGUGGAGAUUAGUGCCGAGGUUCCCGUCAAGGGUGUCGCGUUGGAGGUUGAGGAUGAUGCUGUGGUAUUCAGCGAUAACUUGGUAGACAUUGUCCCCGGUGAGGUUGUCAAGAUUGGAGUCAAGGGUGCGACCAAGAAUACAAAGAUUGAAACGAGGUACCUGGGCAUGCUCAACUGA
Colletotrichum acutatum is the source of this 2634-nucleotide messenger RNA. Its product is annotated as family 2 glycosyl hydrolase. NCBI's taxonomy places the organism in Eukaryota, Fungi, Ascomycota, Sordariomycetes, Glomerellales, Glomerellaceae. The transcript is spliced from 2 exons. The coding region runs from base 1 to 2634 and encodes 877 amino acids. Gene Ontology annotation, molecular function: beta-mannosidase activity. Gene Ontology annotation, biological process: carbohydrate metabolic process; glycoprotein catabolic process. The record is from RefSeq and is a predicted model, not a curated record.